This is a messenger RNA of Onychostruthus taczanowskii (white-rumped snowfinch), 2424 nucleotides long. RefSeq names its product F-box and leucine rich repeat protein 16 (gene FBXL16). Bases 20 to 1522 code for a protein of 500 amino acids. The record is from RefSeq and is a predicted model, not a curated record. The transcript is spliced from 5 exons. Gene Ontology annotation, biological process: SCF-dependent proteasomal ubiquitin-dependent protein catabolic process. NCBI's taxonomy places the organism in Eukaryota, Metazoa, Chordata, Aves, Passeriformes, Passeridae. Gene Ontology annotation, cellular component: SCF ubiquitin ligase complex. Gene Ontology annotation, molecular function: protein binding.
ACAGAGAGACCUGUGGAAGAUGUCGAACCCGAGAAACGGCGACACCAAGCCCCCAUGUUUGCCCCGCAAUGGACUGGUGAAGAUCCCCACGCAACCCAACGGCCUCGGCUCCGCCAGCAUCACCAAAGGCACCCCUGCCGUGAAAAACCGCCUGUGCCAGCCUUCCUCCGUGCCUGCCAUCCUCAGCCCGGCCUUAGCCCACCGCAGCGACCUGCCCAUCCCCAGCCUGGCCUCCCCGCUCUCCUUGGCCACCCUGGCCAGCGUCUCCUCCCCUCCCGGCGCUUCCUUGGUGGGACUGAACGCCAGCGAAGGCUCGGAGCAGCCCUCUCCAGAGCGGCUGCCGGGCUCGCCCUCGGAAAGGCAGCUGGCCGUCGAUGAGAAGAUCCUCAACCGCUUGUUCUGGUACUUUUCGGCGUGCGAGAAGUGCGUGCUGGCGCAGGUGUGCAAGGCAUGGCGGAGGGUGCUCUACCAGCCCAAGUUCUGGGUGGGCUUGACGCCCGUCCUGCACACCAAAGAGCUCUACAACAUCCUGCCCGGUGGAGAGAAGGAGUUCGUCAGCCUGCAGGGCUUCGCCGUCCGCGGCUUCGAUGGCUUCUGCCUCGUGGGCGUCUCUGACCUGGACAUUUGUGAGUUCAUUGACAACUACCCCCUCUCCAAGAAGGGGGUCAAGUCCAUGAGCCUUAAGAGGUCGACCAUCACAGAUGCGGGGUUGGAGGUGAUGCUGGAGCAGAUGCAGGGCGUGGUGCGGCUGGAGCUGUCGGGCUGCAACGACUUCACGGAGGCUGGGCUGUGGUCCAGCCUCAACGCCCGCAUCACGGCGCUGAGCGUCAGCGACUGCAUCAACGUGGCCGACGACGCCAUCGCCGCCAUCUCGCAGCUCCUGCCCAACCUCACCGAGCUCAACCUGCAAGCCUACCACGUGACGGACACGGCUCUCGCCUACUUCACCGCCAAGCAGGGCUACACCACCCACACCCUGCGCCUCAACUCCUGCUGGGAGAUCACCAACCACGGCGUGGUCAACAUGGUCCACAGCCUGCCCAACCUGAGCGUCCUCAGCCUCUCGGGCUGCUCCAAGGUGACGGAUGACGGCGUGGAGCUGGUGGCCGAGAAUUUGCGGAAGCUGCGCAGCCUCGACCUGUCCUGGUGCCCCCGUAUCACCGACAUGGCCCUGGAGUACAUCGCCUGCGACCUGCACAAGCUGGAGGAGCUGGUGCUCGACAGGUGCGUGCGGAUCACCGACACCGGCCUCAGCUACCUGUCCACCAUGUCAUCCCUGCGGAGCCUCUACCUGCGCUGGUGCUGCCAGGUGCAGGAUUUUGGCCUGAAGCACCUCCUGGGCAUGGGCAGCCUGCGCCUCCUCUCGCUGGCUGGCUGCCCCUUGCUGACCACCACGGGGCUGUCGGGGCUGGUGCAGCUGCAGGAGCUGGAGGAGCUGGAACUCACCAACUGCCCCGGGGCCACCCCGGAGCUCUUCAAGUACUUCUCCCAGCACCUCCCGUGCUGCAUGGUGAUCGAGUAGCACCGGACCCGGCCCACCCGCGCCCACCCCGGCCGCCAUCGCCCACCCCAUCUCCCUCCGGCCGCGGGGGGAUUCGAGAGACGCCCCCGAUUCCAACCGAGCCCGGACAUCCCCCGCAUCGACGCCCCCGAGGGACGCGGGGCUCCGGGGGGAGAUGGGGGCAGGCGUCGCCCCCGGCCGGAGCCCCCCCGGUACCAUGUAAAUUCCCCCCACGCCGCCGCCAUCGCCCGUGCUCCUCCCGGUGUCCUGCCAAUCCCUUCCGGACAGACGAACGGACAUCACGGAAGCCCAAAGUGGGAAGGCGACGCUGUGUGACGCCCCCCGGCCGCAUCCUGCUCCCCCCGCCCCGGUGCCAGCGGGCACACGGCCCCGCCACCAAGGAUGCUCCUGGCGACCAAAGGAUGCUCCCAGGGAUGGGCCGGAGGAGGAUGCUUGUUUUGGGGUGGCGGCGGAGGCUGGAUGGGUCCCCUCACGCCCCCGGAGCGGGUCACCGAGCUCACCCCCCCUCCCCGUGCUGCGUGUCCCCUCCAGCCCCCAGCCCCGCCUUUGGGGCGCUUUCUCCCGGUCAAUAGGAUGUCCCUCUCCGCCCGCCCGCCGACCUCGCAUGCUCGCUUGCUUCAGUCUCGUGCUACGGCAGGUUUCGGGGUACCCGGGGGGACAGUGACAAGUGACAGCCCCAGCUGCCUCUCCACUCGGCUUCACCCCGGCCGGAUCCCGCCCUGGCAGCCGGGCUCCCCUUUCGAGCAUCCCCGGCCGCCCUGGGGACCGCCCUGCACCCCGCGGGGCUGUGGGGGUGAUGCCACCGCCGGGGAGAGCCCAUCCGUCUGGGAUGGGACAUCCCGGGAGACCAGGGCCGGGCCUGAGCCACCGGGCCACACCGGCAGCACAGAGAGACCACAGGA